Molecule: messenger RNA, 1400 nt
Organism: Cercospora beticola
Lineage: Eukaryota; Fungi; Ascomycota; Dothideomycetes; Mycosphaerellales; Mycosphaerellaceae
Source: RefSeq, a predicted model, not a curated record
GAGCCGCCAUCCACAGGUUGGUCGGCGCACGCUCAUUUUCGCACUUGUUGGUCCUCCAAGUCCUGCUCCAGCACCACGAGAGAGACUUUUUCCUUGCUUCUCGUCCUAGCCCCCUUGGGGUGCAGACUGACACACCGACGCGUUGCUUCAAGAGCUGGUCUCGCCCGUCCUGCGCUACUCCUGCCCGUCUCGUCACACGCUGCGCUGCGGGAACGGCGACAAGACCACUGGGCGACGACCGAGGGGUUGGGCAUCUGCUUGGCCGGUGCCUAUCAGGGACCCGACAGCAUCAAUGGCGUCCAUACCCGAGCCCGACCGCACGGAGAGCUACGUCCUUCCCAUUGACCUGCCUCCCAUCAAGACCACCACCACUCCAGCUACUCCUGACUCGACUGCCUCCUCGCCACCUCUAGAUCUACGCAAAAAGCAGAGCAGGCCUCGCCUAUCACGACCGCCCACUGAGGGAGGCGGCCCGUUGUCCUCGCACCCAACGUUUGAAUACCAACCCAGUGCCUGGCCACCGACCCCGGAUCCUGACAUGCACAACAAAACAUCCACCGACACCAGCGGCAACACCAGAUCCAGAAACGACAGCUUCACUUCACCCGCCUCUCCAGCCGCCACUAACACUCACAUGUAUUCCACACACGAACAACCGCAGCAGCGUCCAGGCACCGUGCGCCGCAUGUUCAGCCUGAGCAGCUUGCGCCAGUCCUUCUCGAGCUCUCGCACAUCAUUCAGCCAGCGACCCGAUACUUCGCACGGCAGCUACCACGCACCUUACUUAACUCGCGCCGAAUCACCCAACGACGCCGUGUCGACCACGGCAUCAACUGCACCUCCAGCUUCAAUGCGUUUGUCCAACGAACGACGACCUGCGACAUCCUCGCGCAACAAGAAGAGGUCCAGCAGCUGGUUCAAACGCAAGAGCCACCUUUUCGGCAUGAACGACGACGGCACUCUGGAUGUUCUCGACGAGGAUGGACCCGAGCACAAGAGGUUCAAAGACAACCAACUGCCUACGCUGCCCGAAAUUGGCGCCCUUAGCGGUGGAAAGCUCGACGGCAGCGGGAGCAUUGGCUGGGACGAAAUUUUCAAAAGUAACUGAAAGAGUUCAGAAAGCGAAGAAAGCUCAGAGUGCUCGCAAAUGGGAUCACAGCACCAACGAACCGCCCUGGAAGGCUGAUGUAUGAUGAGAAACAUGGCAACGAUAUGAGGCCAGAUUGAUGUACAGAGGUGUGCGAGAGCGAGCACAGAACGCGAGCUGCGAGCUGGGCUUGAUCCCAGCAUUACCGGAAACUGCGGUUCUUGUUUGUAUGUGCCAUGUACAGUGUACAGCAAUGAGAUACCCGACUGCAUAGAAAUGCUUGUGCGAAUAUGACGAAUUGUAAAGCUCAUCC